Rhagoletis zephyria (snowberry fruit fly) is the source of this 1641-nucleotide messenger RNA. RefSeq names its product pickpocket 3 (gene ppk3). Gene Ontology annotation, biological process: sodium ion transmembrane transport. Gene Ontology annotation, cellular component: plasma membrane. Gene Ontology annotation, molecular function: ligand-gated sodium channel activity. NCBI's taxonomy places the organism in Eukaryota, Metazoa, Arthropoda, Insecta, Diptera, Tephritidae. The record is from RefSeq and is a predicted model, not a curated record.
UGCGCCAUAGUCAAUAUGCUAAGCUUAAAGUUGUUUCGAGAACGUGCCAGACGCUUUCUAAAACUGCAAUUCGUGAAGACCUGGCGUAUCUUGCUUAGCUGUUAUUUUGCAAUCCGCACUGCAUUUGCUUGGGGCGCCGAAAAAUUGCACGCUUUCGGCGUGGACCUGGGUGAAGAGACAGGCAUAUUGGCGAUAAGUCUGAUUGCAAAUCGGCGUAUACAUCCAAUCGAGCGUUUCCUUUGGUUCGUCAUUGUUUUUGUAUCCACAUUUGCUGCGAUACAGAUAAGUGGUCUACAGUUGAAGCGCUAUACCAAUUCGCCGACAGUUAUCUCGGUGGAUCGUGAUUAUCGUGGCUGGCAUGGCCCGAUGCCAGCUGUUACGCUCUGCUACUACGACCAUAUUGACUCCUUCAAAGCGAAUGAGUAUAUACAGAAUCACUGGAAUGUGUCCAUUGUCGAUAAUGACUACUUCUAUUUUAUGGAUUUCCUUCAAGCUGUCGUCAAUGCAACAGCUAGUAACUACGUUGAUUUAGCGCGUUUCGCCGAAGAUGAACGUUUCGAUGAUGUGGAUCUGUCGGAGCUUGUGCUCGCAAUAUAUAGACCCUUUGAACAGGCAUUGACCAGUUUCGAUAAGCAAAAUGCUACAAUAAAAAUAAUGCCAGUUAUGACGGAACGUGGAUUUUGUUAUGCGAUAAAUUCGCCAAUGUCGGAAAUAUUGGCUGGCAGAAGCAUUGAUUACAAGGAUAUGAUACGACCAUUAUCCUGUGAAUAUGGCAAACAGCAGUGUUUCAUUAAAAUGGACUUGUACGAGAGUACAGGCACAGUCGAUGUUCAUUCGCCAUUUGAGGUCUCAGCAAGCGAUGCUAACAUUAUACCGCUGCAUAAGUCUGAUGAAAUAAUUGCCUUCUUCAAAGUGCUCGAAACAGUCGCUUCAGAUAAUUUGCGUGAUCUGGAUGUGGACCAAAGGAAGUGUGUCUUUCAUGAUGAGGAGACGUCGCAAUUGAAGGUAUACAGUAAGAGUUUGUGUUUGGUGCAUUGCCGCGCUGUUAUGGCUCUGGAGAUGUGUAAUUGUGUGCCAUUCUUCUACGCUUUUGUAGAAGGUCCCAGUUGUAAUCCUGCUGGUUUUGAAUGCCUACUGGACUUUAAGUGGCCCAUUUGGGCAUUGCAUAUUUGCAAAUGUCCAAGUACUUGUACAGAAAUAGAAUACACUGUACAAACUGUGAAAAAGAGUUUUUGGGGCAUCAAUAUGAAUGAAGAAAUUGUCAAUACAGAUUCAGUGACUUCCAGUUUCCGCUGGAAUCUAAUACCACCGAAAGUACGCAUGCGACGAGACGUCGUCUUUAGCUUCGAAGACUUAUUGGUUUCAUUUGGCGGCACUUUGGCUCUCUAUCUGGGCAUUUGUCUAAUAUCCAUUGUACGCUUUGGCUAUGUGAGCACCUAUCAUUUGAUAUUGGUGUUUGUGGAGUUAUUUGUUUGCGUGAAGGACUAUUGUGCGCGCUGCAUGAAAGUUUUAAAACGGAAAAAGUCCACGACAUUAGUGCGGGAAAGAUCGAGAAAUUGUCUGACUCUACACAAAAAGCGCCACACUAACGAUAUUAAUACUCGUACUAUUGAGAGGCCUGAAUUCGAAUACAUCAAUUGA